UGGGGCGUGGCCUCCCCGCCACCAUGCGCAGUGCGGCGCGCGCCGCCCGGCUCGUGGGCAUGGCCGCUACCGGGACCGGGACAGGGACCGGGACAGGGACCGGGCACAAGCGGCCGCAUCCCGAGCCCGCCGCCCGCAUCGGCACCCACGACGGCACCUUCCACUGCGACGAGGCGCUGGCGUGCUUCCUGCUGCGCCUCCUGCCCCGCUACCGGGACGCGGAGAUCGUGCGGACGCGGGACCCGCAGCUCCUGGCCCGCUGUGACGUGGUGGUGGACGUGGGGGGCGAGUACGACCCGGGGCGGCACCGCUACGACCACCAUCAGAGGUCCUUCACAGAGUCCAUGCGGAGCCUGCGGCCGGACAAGCCCUGGAGCACGAAGCUGAGCAGCGCCGGGCUCGUCUAUUGUCACUUCGGGUCGCAGAUCCUCGCGGGGCUCCUGGGGCAGCCCGAGGACGGGCCCGUGGUCACAGCGCUCUAUGACAAGCUAUACGAGAACUUCGUGGAGGAGAUCGAUGCCAUAGACAACGGGAUCGCGCCGGCAGCGGGGGAGCCGCGCUAUGCCCUGAGCACCACCCUGAGCGUGCGCGUGGGGCACCUGAACCCCCGCUGGAAUGACCCCGACCAGGACACCGAGUGUCCCCAGGCGGGGUUCAGGCGAGCCAUGGAGCUGGUGGGCAGUGAGUUCCUGGAGCGGCUGGACUUCUACCACCGGGCCUGGCUGCCCGCGCGGGCACUGGUGGAAGAGGCCAUCUGUCGCCGCUUUGAGGUGGACGCCAGCGGGCAGAUCCUGGAGCUGUCCCAGGGUGGCUGUCCCUGGAAGGAGCACCUCUUCCAGCUGGAGCGGGAGCUGGCGCUGCCCAGGCCACUCCAGCUCGUGCUGUUCCUCGACCGGGGCGGGCAGUGGCGGGUGCAGAGUGUCCCCACAGCCCCCCACAGCUUCCAGAGCCGAGCAGCUGUGCUGGUGUCCCAGGAGUGGCUGGGAUGGAGGACAAGGGACAGCAAGCACCGGGACCCCCAAGCUGGCCCUGGACCCCGUGGAGUCUCCCUGAAAUCCCUUCAAGACCCCACAACUGUGACUGAGAGUGAGGAGCAACAUGAGGAGUAAAAAAACCGGAAUUCCAGAACCCAUGCUUGGAGACCCCCAAAACACCCCCACCGUGUCCCAGCUCUCUGCCACUGUCCCAGCUCCUCACCCCAGAGCUGUGGGGUCAUUUGGGAACCCUCUCCCAGCCCUUGGGAAGCUCCAGGUGGACAAACUCACCCCGGUACUCGGAGAAGGACAAGGAGUAGAUGACGGACUCGCCCAGCACAGUGAAGAGCAGCCGGCUGCCAUCGGGGCUCCAGCACCCAGUCUGUGGGACAGUGUCACCCCUGUCACCCCAGCCCCCACAGCCAGCCCAGGGAGGGCACAGCUGCCAUGGCAUCUCCUGGAACCAGCUGGGAAUGGAGGAUUUUAAUAAAGACCCCAAGGUGUCCCCAGGAGGUGACAUCUGCUCUGCACGGUGAGGUUCAGGUUGGAUAUUGGGAAGAUUUCCACAUAAUUAGGGAAAAUUUCCACAAUUUCCUUGGGCUGAAGUGGAGUCCCCGCUCAUGGAGGGAUUUAAAAGCCACGAGGAUGUGGCACUUGGGGACACAGGUCAGUGGAGGCCUUGGCAGGGCCAGGGGUUGGACUGGGUGGUCCCAGAGGGCUUUUCCAGCCUAAACGAUUCCCUGGGUGGGGAACAUCCCAUCCUACCUGGCAGCGUCCCCUGAUCGUGGGCCAGCGCUCACACGUCCACUUCUGGGCCUCCCACACCCUGCAGGAGACGGGAUUUAGGGAGCAGAAUUCCUGGGAACUUGCUCCAAUCCUGCUGCUCUGGGAAUCCACGAUGUCCAACCCCAUCACCCACCCAACUCCCCCGCUCUGUCCCCACAACAGGAAUGGGAGCAGGGAGGAGAUUUGGGAUCCAGAUCCAGAUUUUUUGGAGUGAGGAUGAGAAGCUCACCGGAACACAGCUGAGGGGGUGGCUGCCAGCACCUUGCUGCCAUCGGGGGACCAGGCCAAGUAGGUGACACCACCACCCCCAAACCACUGCAGCUGGACACAGCUCUCGGUGGACACAUCCCACACCUGGAAGAGGGAACAAGGAGGACGGUGGUGACACAGGGAUUAGGGAACACAGUGUGAUGAUUUCAGGUCCAGGUGAAAUCCCAGAGCUGCCUCUGGGGAACACCACUGACGUCCAGCCCGAGCGUCCCUUGGUGUCCCCAGGAGAGCCCUCACCAGCAUGGCCGUGUCCACCGGUGAUGCCGAGAGCAGCCGCUCCCCGCUGGGCGCCCAGGCCAGGCUGGUGACAGGGCUGUGCCCGGGGUAGGACAGCACCUGGGCGCAGCCAGAGGAGGGUCUGGAAAAGAGGGAGAAGCCACCAGGAUUUGGGAUUUUCUGGCAGGAUGGGUGGUGGUGUCCCAAAGCCACCUGGCGAGGUGACAACAGCCAGGAAGGGGUGGUGGGGGGCUGUCACCUCGUGGAGAGGGAGGUGGGGUCCAGGUGCCACACAAGGACGCAGCUCUGGCAGGCCACAGCCAGGAUGGAGGCGCAGAGCGGCUUCCAGGCCAUGGCGGCCACGUUCCUCUGCAGGCGGUGCUUCAGCGAGGGCACGGUGGCACUGCCGAGAGGAGACAGGUGGCACAGAGGGACAUGUGGGGGUGACAGCCCUGGUGCAGCCACAGUGUCCCCUGCCAGCUCUGACCACAGUGAGGGGGGACAGCAGGGUGGGGAGGAGGGUGCCCUGCUGUGCCCUACUUCUCAAGGAGGGGACAGGAAUUCCCAGCCAGGUGACACCGGAGCGAGCCAGGGCACACCUGGUGUGACUGAGCCGAGCUGUCCCCAGCCCGGACAGGGCCCGGGCUGGCCGGAAAUCCCAGCUUGGGGACACCUGGGGGGGCUGCAGGAGCAGCCGGCAGAGUCUUCUCCUGAGCAGGGACUGGCAUUCCCUGGGGGAGCAGGGAGACCUGGGGGAGAGAGGACACUCAGCCCGUGUCCCCCCGGCUCUGUCACCACCCCCAAGGCUGGGUGACCCCCAGGAUGUCCCCAGAGCUACAGAGUAGGCAGGGAAGGGAAAGGAAAGGCAAAGCUCUUCAUGCUUGGGGGAGAGCGGGGAAGGAGCAGGGAGAGCUGGACGGGAGCCCAGGUGUGCCCAGGUGUGCCAGGAGGCCACGGGCAGCAGGACCAGGGCAGUGCCCACCCUGGGCUACCCAAACCCCGGGACAAAACCCCACCUGUUGGAGUUAUAGACACGGAUGGAAUCAGUCCAGAAGAGCUACGGCGAACUUGUUGGUGUGAGGGUGCCAGGCGAAGGCCCGGACGGUGCAGCCAGCCCUGGAGGGGGGACAGGGCAGGGUGAGACCCCCCAGCACCCCCUGGGCUGGCAAAGACCCUUCUCAGAGUUCCCAGAGAAAUAAAACUUCUUUUUUGCUGCUCAAA
Messenger RNA from Corvus hawaiiensis (hawaiian crow), 3467 nucleotides. RefSeq names its product MYG1 exonuclease (gene MYG1). The transcript is spliced from 7 exons. NCBI's taxonomy places the organism in Eukaryota, Metazoa, Chordata, Aves, Passeriformes, Corvidae. The record is from RefSeq and is a predicted model, not a curated record. Gene Ontology annotation, cellular component: cytoplasm; nucleus. Bases 24 to 1109 code for a protein of 361 amino acids.